Molecule: messenger RNA, 2450 nt
Organism: Dendroctonus ponderosae (mountain pine beetle)
Lineage: Eukaryota; Metazoa; Arthropoda; Insecta; Coleoptera; Curculionidae
Gene: rt
Product: protein O-mannosyltransferase 1
Exons: 6
Coding region: 145-2385 (746 amino acids)
Biological process (GO): protein O-linked glycosylation via mannose
Cellular component (GO): membrane; endoplasmic reticulum
Molecular function (GO): dolichyl-phosphate-mannose-protein mannosyltransferase activity
Source: RefSeq, a predicted model, not a curated record
CCUCUGUGAUCUGUGACUUGACGUUUGUUUGAAACGUAAACACUGUGGUAAACACAACAACAGGUCGUUAAGUGGGGUUUGAGAACAAAUAGGAGUGAAAUUUUUCCAAAAUGUGGCCCCAUCCUGCAUGACAACGUGGUUUCGAUGGAGACUGUGAAGGCCCGCAAGGGCAAGUCGAAGGAAUCAAUGAACGACGUGGGGCCCGCUCAAGAGCUCUGCCCGAAGCGCAGCUGGUUUAAAGUGAACAUUGAAGUGGACAUGGUUUCCACCUUGCUGCUGCUUGGGGCUCUCGCCACUCGCAUGUACCAGUUGGACAAGCCCAGAAAUAUCGUAUUUGAUGAAUUGCACUAUGGUAAGUACGUUUCCAUGUACAUGAAGAACACGUUUUUCUUCGACGCUCAUCCGCCCCUGGGCAAGCAGCUUGUCGCCCUGGCCGCCUACGUGGCCGGAUUCGAUGGCCAGUUUAAGUUUGACCGCAUUGGCAGCGCCUACCCGGAGACUGUGCCCCUGACGGCACUGCGCUUCGUUCCAGCCCUCUUCGGCAGCCUGCUGAUCCCCACUGUUUACCAUUUGAUGCUUGAAAUGGGGCUCAGCGAGUGGACGUCGAUUUUCGCCGCCCUUCUGUUCCUGUUCGACAACGCGCUGCUAACCCAGAGCCGCUUCAUCCUGAUGGAUUCCAUGCUGCUGUUCUUUGCCAUGUUUGGUAUCCUUUGCGUGCUGAAGCUGCAGAAACACUUUAAGCAGCCCUACACCUUGCCCUGGUUUCUCUGGCUGGUUGCUGCCACAGUUUCCCUGACUUUUGGCUUCUGUGUUAAAUAUGCCGGACUGUAUUCGUGUCUGUUGGGCGUUGCGAUUGUUUUACGCAGCUUCUGGAGGCUUCUUUCGGAUAAAUCCAUUUCCGAUGUGGCGCUGGCCCUGCAGUUUGUGACUCAGGCGGUGGUCAGUGCGUCCAUAGCGGUGACUGUGUAUGUGGUCAUCUUCUACAUCCACUUGAGUGUGCUGCACAAGGCGGGGCCCCAUGAUAGCAUCAUGACAAGUGCUUUUCAAGCUUCUCUGGAAGGAGGCCUGGCCAGUAUCACCAAAGGGCAGCCCCUGCUGGUAGCUCAUGGCUCCCAAGUCACUUUAAGACACACGCAUGGCAGGACGUGCUGGCUGCACUCACACAACGCCGUCUACCCCAUCAAAUACCCGGAUAAAAGGGGCUCUAGCCAUCAGCAGCAGAUCACUUGCUACUCCUUCAAGGACGUGAACAAUUGGUGGAUCGUUAAGAGGCCGCAGAAAAACGACCUGGUGGUCGAACAGCCGAUCGACGCCAUCCAGCAUGGGGACGUGGUGCAGCUGGUGCACGGCAUAACCAGCCGGGCGCUGAAUUCGCAUGACGUGGCUGCGCCCAUCUCGCCCCAAUGCCAGGAAGUCUCCUGCUACAUUGACUACAACAUAUCGAUGCCUGCUCAGAAUCUGUGGCGAGUGGACAUCAUCAACAGAGAGCAGACUGGGGACAAGUGGCACACUAUUCAGUCGCAAGUGCGGCUGAUUCACGUCGAUACCAGUGCAGCGCUCAAGUUCACCGGGCGCCAGCUGCCCGAUUGGGGCUUCCAUCAGCACGAGGUGGCGGCUGAUCGCGUGCUCAACCAGGACGACACUGUCUGGAACGUGGAAGAGCAUCGAUACACCAAAUCUGACGACCAAAAGCAGCGCGAACGGGAGCUGGUUGGCGCCGAAAUGAUACCCACUGCACCCACUUCACUUUCCUUUUGGGAAAAGUUCUUCGAGCUGCAUUACAAGAUGAUGGUGGCGUCCACUGAGGGAGUGCAGAAUCACAUGUACAGCUCAUCCCCGUAUGAAUGGCCGAUGAUGUGGCGCGGCAUCGCCUAUUGGGUGUCCUCCGACAGCAAUGCCCAGAUCCAUCUCAUGGGCAAUGUGGCUGUUUGGUACCUGGGCACCCUGGGGUUGACUCUGUACUUCAACAUGCUGGUAUUCUACCUGCUGAGGCGCCAUCGGCAGUGCCUGGAUCUGGACGCGCCCACUUGGGAGCGGUUUCUGCUCAUGGGCGAGGUGCUGUUUCAAGGGUACAUCUUCCAUUUCAUUCCGUACUUUUUCGUCGAGAGGACGCUGUUUUUGCACCACUACUUGCCGGCGUUCGCGUUCAAGACGCUUCUCUUUGCCGCCACCUUCGAGCACGUUUACAGUGUGCUAAGCACGAAAUUCCAGGCGAAAACACUUGCCAAUUUAGUGCUUCUAGUGGGCGGAGGCCUGAUGGUGGCGGUAGUGUACGUGUUCAAGCAGUUUAGUGUGUUUAGCUACGGCAACGUGAAGCUGAGCACUAGCGACGUGCUCGCGCUGCGCUGGCAGGAUUCUUGGGACUUUAUUGUCCAUCGGUACUAGUUUUUUUAGGAAACGCGAUUUUGCUGCUGCUGUUUUUGUAAUUUAUUAAAUGUCUAUGUGGGUUA